AUGGCACCGUCACGCGUAACGGCGACACGAGCAAGACAGUCGCCAACAUUGCCAUGGUCCGCAUUACAUGACCGUCGAGCUGCGGAUUCAGCUGUUCAAGCUGCACAACCCCUUCCCCGCAUGCAUGGACCAUCGUACCACCGUCCGUAUUUGCUCGAUCAACCUGACGCCGUACAACGCCUCCUAGCUUGGUUUGAUCACAAGCAGCAUGAUCGAUUGAUGCCAUGGCGCCAAGCUUGGAUUGAUCCAAAUGAAGAUGCACCAGAGUCUACGCGCGUCAAACGUGCGCGGGCCCACGAGACAGGCACACAUCGAAGCGCGCACAAUAUCGUGCAGGAACAAAUCCAACGACGCGCCUACGAAGUUUGGAUCUCAGAGAUCAUGCUCCAGCAGACGCGUGUAGAGACUGCGCGCAGCUACUGGCUCAAAUGGAUCGAGGCGUGGCCCAGUAUCGACGCACUUGCAGAUGCCUCGGUCGACGACGUACUCGCAGCAUGGCGUGGUCUUGGCUACUAUGGAAGGGCGCGGCGCAUUCACGAAGCUGCUCAAAAGAUCAUGCACGACCCUAGCAUGAAAGGGCAAUGGCCCGAGUACGCACAUGAGCUCUGCGAAAAGAUCCCCGGUGUCGGUCCUUACACGGCCGGUGCUAUCUCCUCCAUCGUGUUUGGACAUGCUGUGCCGAUUCUCGACGGAAAUGUUGCUCGCGUGCUGAGCCGACAGACAGGCCUGUAUGCCGAUCCGCGCUCGAAAAGUACGAAUGAUCUCCUGUGGUAUAUGGCUCGCAUGCUCGUCGAGCAUGUGGCUCCGAACCACCGGAGCGACGUGCCCGGCCGAUGGAACCAGGGCCUCAUGGAGCUUGGAAGCACACUGUGCACUCCUACGCGGCCUGCGUGCGACACUUGCCCUAUCCAGUCAACGUGCGCCGUGUAUGCCGAAAGCAUUCUGUAUGAGCGCGCGCCGGUUUCUUCCCCUGUUGCACAAUCGACCACGAUGCGAUCAGAUCCCUCUGAUAUCGAGGACACAUGCUCUUGGUGCCAAGCUGUCCCAGAUCCGGCUGACUCGCCGAACAGUGCGACAGAUCCGCAAGUUGCACCGACAAAAAAUCCACGCAGCACUAAAUCGAAACUGAAGUCAAGCCCCAAAUCAACACCGAAACGGGCGCUCACUCAAACUACACUCUGGGGCUGUCCAGCGGACGACAAGCUCGACAGGAGCCGUGAAAGUGACGCAACCCUUUCUUCAUCGUCGGCUUUGUUGCGUGCAAAGUACAUACAGCUAUUCCCGAUGCGUGCCGCCAAGCAGGCACCGCGUGUCGAAUCGCGCGUCGUGUGCAUCGUUCGCACAACGUCCCUAUCAAGUGCCACGCCAGUCUUUCUGCUCCAUCAACGCCCUGACACAGGCUUGCUGGCCAAGCUCUGGGAGUUUCCUACAGUGGUUGUCUCUCCGCCUGGUGACCAAAGUACUGACAAUGCAAAAGAAGGGGAAGGAGACUAUUGCGACAAUCGCGUGAAUCACACGCAGGGUGACAUCGAAGUAUACAAACAACAAGCUUUAUCAUUUGUGGCGUCACUACGACCACCCGCUGCUAAGUCUGCGCCAGAUCCCAGUGACAACAAGCAUGUUACUAUAACUGCUCGUUUACAAGUCGAUCAUAUCCAGCCAUUAGGCUUUGUGCGACACGAAUUCAGUCACCUUCAUUGGCACAUGCAUGUGCUACUUGUGGAUGUCACUGUUGAAGGGCAAGGAACAUGUUCAUCGACCAACAACGGCGCAGAAAUGGAUGGCCACACACAACAGUGGAGGACAGCACAUGAGGUUGAGGCUGCAUCUAUGGGUACGGGACUGCGGCGAUGUUGGUCUCUAGUUCAACAAACAUAG
Molecule: messenger RNA, 1878 nt
Organism: Malassezia globosa CBS 7966
Lineage: Eukaryota; Fungi; Basidiomycota; Malasseziomycetes; Malasseziales; Malasseziaceae
Exons: 1
Coding region: 1-1878 (625 amino acids)
Biological process (GO): mismatch repair; base-excision repair
Cellular component (GO): nucleus
Molecular function (GO): adenine/guanine mispair binding; oxidized purine DNA binding; purine-specific mismatch base pair DNA N-glycosylase activity
Source: RefSeq, a predicted model, not a curated record